Cygnus olor (mute swan) is the source of this 2245-nucleotide messenger RNA. RefSeq names its product ATPase Na+/K+ transporting subunit beta 2 (gene ATP1B2). Gene Ontology annotation, molecular function: ATPase activator activity. Gene Ontology annotation, cellular component: sodium:potassium-exchanging ATPase complex. Gene Ontology annotation, biological process: intracellular sodium ion homeostasis; potassium ion import across plasma membrane; sodium ion export across plasma membrane. Bases 11 to 883 code for a protein of 290 amino acids. NCBI's taxonomy places the organism in Eukaryota, Metazoa, Chordata, Aves, Anseriformes, Anatidae. The record is from RefSeq and is a predicted model, not a curated record. The transcript has 7 exons.
CCAAAAAAAAAUGGCUCGGGACAAGGAGAAGCGGAGCUGCGGGCAGGUGCUGGCCGAGUGGCGGGCCUUCGUGUGGGACCCGCGGAGCCGCCAGUUCCUGGGCAGAACCGGCACCAGCUGGGGCCUGAUCCUGCUCUUCUACCUGCUCUUCUACGGGUUCCUGGCCGGGCUCUUCGCCCUCACCAUGUGGGUGCUGCUGCAGAGCGUCGACCCCCACGUGCCCAAGUACCAGGACCGCCUCGCCACCCCCGGGAUGAUGAUCCGCCCGCGCGCCGAGGGGCUCGACGUCACCUUCAACGUCACCCAGAGCCAGACCUGGCUCCACUACGUCCGCGCCCUGCACCAGUUCCUCGAGCCGUACAACGACAGCGUGCAGGCCGCCCGCAACGCCGCCUGCACCCCGGGGCGCUACAACGAGCAGCCGGACGACGGCGUGCCCAACUACCCGAAGCGCGCCUGCCGCUUCAACCGCUCGCUGCUGGGGCCCUGCGCCGGGCUGGGCCCCGCCGACGACUACGGCUACGGCGCCGGGCGGCCCUGCGUGCUGCUCAAGGUCAACCGGGUCAUCAACUUCUUCCCGGGGAGGAAUAAGAGCAUCAACGUGGUGUGCGCCGCCAAGCAGGAGGAGGACGCCGCCCUCCUGGGGCCCCUCCAGCUCUUCCCCCCUAAUGGCACCAUUGACCUCAUGUACUUCCCCUACUAUGGCAAGAGAGUGCACGUGAACUACACGCAGCCGGUGGUGGCGGUGCAGUUCACCAAUGCCACGGCCAACAUGGAGCACCACGUCGAGUGCCGCCUCAACGCUGCUGGCCUCCGCGCCGAUGACGAGCGCGACAAAUUCGCCGGCCGCGUCGCCUUCCGCCUGCGCAUCAACCGGGAUUGAGCCCCCCCCCAAUCUCCCUGCGCCGCCCCCCACCCCUCCAGCCAGGUCUAACCUCCCCCCCUUCUGCCCCUCCAGAUGCUCCUAAUAUAAGAAUAAUAAAUGUACAUAGAUAUUUUUUAUAUUCUAUAUAAAUUAAACGGUGUGGUAGGGCCCCGGCUUCUCUCCUCACCCCCAAAUGCCCGGGUUUUGCCCCCAGAUUUGCCUGUCUUUUGCUUAGGAGCGCCGAUGCGGGGCUUGCUUUGGCGGCGGCUGGGUGGUUUUUAGUUUUUUUGGGGCUUCGUAGGUAGGUUGGGUGAUGUAGGGUGAGGCCAAGAUGGCUGCCAGGCUGCCUGCCAAGAUGGUCGGCAUUGGUCGUGUGGACGAGGAGCAAGAUGGCACCAGGGUGGCUGCUGUUGAGCUUUGGGUGGGAUCAGGAUAGCUCCAGGCUACCGAGAUGGCCAACGGUCGUGCAGACAAGAUGGCUGUUGUUGUGUCAGUUGAGGCCAAGGUGGCCACCAGGCUGCCAAGAUGACCACCAGGCUGCCAAGGUGGCCACUGUUGGUUGCUUAAAUAAAGGGCAAGAUGGCAAACUAUGCUAGAGGGCCAUCGGUUGCGCUGAAGAUGGCUGCCAUGAUACCAAGGUGAUCACUGGUGGUUGUAUGAGUAGAGGGAAAGAUGGCUGCUGUGCUGGACAGCAGUGUUGCAGGGAUGGAAGAUGGCUGCCGUUGGCUGUGUAGGCUGAGGCGGAAGCGUCCUGGGCUUCAUGGACACUGCGUUUGAGCGUUAGAUGCGAUCAAGGUGGUGGCCAAUGCGGCCAGGUGGCUACCGCCAGGUGUAAAUAAGGGGCAAGAUGGCCGCCAUGCUAGCCAACAUGGCCACCGUGGUUGAGUGUCAUUCGAUGAAGGGCAUAGAUGAAGGCCAAGAUGGCCACCGUGGUAGAACAGUGCUGCCAAGCUGGCCACUGUUGCCCCAUGGACGUCCACCGUAGAUCCCCAUUGCUUAUGGCCACCAGGGCCUGGUGGCCAUCUUGAAUGGUGCCGUUGCUAUGGCAACCUGGUGGCCAUCUUGAACCCCAUGGCCUGCAGGGGUUGGUGGCCAUCUUGGCCACCAUCUUGAGUCCCACCCAGCCCUCUUGGGUGCCCUGGGUCAUGGUGGCCAUUUUGCCUGGUGGCCAUCUUGGCUACCAUCUUGUAGCCCCUUCCUCCCCCCACUAACAACCCCUCUGCACUGAGCCCUCCCCCUCCCACCCCAGCAGGGAGCGCCCCUUCGUUUUGGGGGGAAUUGAACGGUUUUUGGGUCCACAGGAGGUGAAAGUUUGGGGGGGCGUGGAUGGGGAGGAAAACCCCCAAACCCCCUCCCUAUUAAACCUGUGGUUUUUGGUGG